ACUUGUACGGGUGGGCAAUGUCCCAGUACAUGCCGUACGGUGGGUUCAACUGGGUCGAACCUACAUUAAACGGACUUGAUGAUUUGAACGACACAUCACCCAUAGGGCGAGUGUAUGAGGUGGAUGUAACAUACCCACAAAAAUUACAUGAUAAGCAUAACGACCUGCCUUUCCUGCCGCAAAACAGCGUGCCUCGAGGGUCGAAGGUGAGGAAGUUUAUGGCGACAUUUGAGAAAAAGGAGAAUUACAUCAUACAUUAUAGGAACCUACAGCAGGCCAUUAAGAAUGGUUUGAUAGUUGAAAAAGUACACAGAGUUAUUCAGUUUAGCCAGUCGGAUUGGUUGGCUAAAUAUAUUAAGUUAAACACAGAGAUGAGGAAGAAGGCUAAGAACGAUUUUGAGAAAGACUUUUUUAAGCUGAUGAACAAUGCUGUAUUUGGUAAAACAAUGCAAUCGAAGAGGAAAGAGAUGAAGAUGGAGUUGGUGUCGUGUGAGAGGAGGUUGCAGAAACUGAUUAACAAGUGUACAUUCAAACACUGUACCAAUUAUAAUGAAAACCUAAACGCUGUCGCUUUAGAGAAUACAAUUAUUAGAUUCGAUAAACCUAUAUAUAUUGGAUUUGCAGUACUAGACAUAUCAAAAACAAUGAUGUAUGACUAUCAUUACAAUGUAAUGAAGAAACACUAUGGCCCUAGAUUAACUCUUAUGUAUACUGACACAGAUUCACUAGUGUAUCACAUUCAAACGGAUGACUUCUACAAAGACUUGGCGGCUAACAGUAGCUUGUUGGACCGGAUGGAUACUGGCAACCUACCCAGUGACCAUCCGUGCUAUGUGAUAGAAAGAAAGAAGUCCCCAGGAUACUUUUCUGAUGAAGUGGAUGGUGAUAUAAUUACUGAAUUCUGUGGAUUGAGAGCCAAGUCAUAUGCUUUCAAUGUGUAUGCCGGACCGGAGGAAAGAGUUGGUGGUGAAAAAAUCAAAGCGAAGGGGAUAAGAGGUCAUGUGGUUAAAAACCACAUGACUCUUGAAGAUCAUAGGAAGUGUUUGUUUGAAGAAGAUGGAUUGGAAUUAUAUACAGAGAAUGUAUCGAUAAGAUCAUUCAACCACCAACUGAUGACAAUAAAAACAAAGAAAUUAACGUAUAACAGCUAUGAUGACAAGAGGGUGGUGCUAGAGGAUAAAAUACAUACAUUAGCACAUGGACAUUAUAGUAUAGAGGAAGAUGAACCCGAGGAUGAAUGGCCUGAACUCGACUAUGAGGUAGAUGACAGAGGGCGACGAUUGAGUAAACUGGAUAAAGAGUUUAUGAGGGAGCUUCUUUGUUACACAACUAAAUAGUUUUAUUUCAGAAACUUUACUUAUUUUUUUGUUAUAUAGUUUUAUUGUUUUGUUAUAUAUUGAUUAUUGUAAAUAACUUGUAAAUAUUAUCCUAUUAAUUGUUAUAUAAUGUAAAUACUUGAUAAUAGAUUAUUGUGUAAUUUGUAAAUAUUUUUGUAAAAUAUUAGAUUAGUGUAUAAAUUUGUAGUAUUAACACCUUUAUAAUGUAUACUUUGUAUGUAAAUGUAUAAUUUUUAUAUUGUAUAAUUUGUAAAUACUCUAUACCGUAUCAGUAUGCUUUUGCUAGAUAUGUAAGAUAGUUUACAAUGUUUUCUUGUAAUAUUUUUUUUUUCCUGUAUAAUUGUUUAAGCUAUAACCAUGUUUUUGCCAAUAUAUUUAAUUAAAAAAUCUU
Messenger RNA from Metopolophium dirhodum (rose-grain aphid), 1728 nucleotides. RefSeq lists its product as uncharacterized. The transcript is spliced from 6 exons. The record is from RefSeq and is a predicted model, not a curated record. Bases 18 to 1337 code for a protein of 439 amino acids. NCBI's taxonomy places the organism in Eukaryota, Metazoa, Arthropoda, Insecta, Hemiptera, Aphididae.